Molecule: messenger RNA, 753 nt
Organism: Ostreococcus lucimarinus CCE9901
Lineage: Eukaryota; Viridiplantae; Chlorophyta; Mamiellophyceae; Mamiellales; Bathycoccaceae
Exons: 1
Coding region: 1-753 (250 amino acids)
Source: RefSeq, a predicted model, not a curated record
AUGCGAGAGGACGAACUGCGCGCGGCGAUCGACGAAGCGAGAGAGAUCCUCGCCGAGGCCGCGCGAAUGGCGAACGAACAGGCGCGCGCGGAGCUCGCGCGAACGUUCGACGCGGGCGACGGACGCGGCGCGGCGUUCGAGUGCGUGCGGGUGGAGGAGUUUUUGAAGGGGAAGGGCGCGCGAACGCUCGACGCGGAGCGCGCGGCGAGGGAGCUGUACAUCGGGGACGCGUACUUUCAAGACGUCGAAAAGUUGAUGGUGCAGUUCGAUCGGUUGGAGCGCGCGCUGGGAGGGGUGCCGGGAAUGAACGUGGGCGCGCUCGUGGGGCGGUGCACGGAGGUGGCGACGUGCGACAUCGCGAGGGCGACGGCGAACUUGUUGACGCUGCGAGGGGCGUUUAAGGUGGGAAAGAUUAGCGCCAUGGUGAUGGAUUGUCCGAAACUGUUGAUGUGUGACGAUUUGGAAGAUCGCAUACGGCGCACGCAAGCGUGCAUCACGCGGAUUUGGGCUUCGGAGAGCGACGAGGAUACGAUUUACGCGAUCUCAGAGGAACCAAAUUUGCUCUUCACGCUGUGCGAUUUGCCGAUCUUCGCGGAAGAUAUCUCGGUCGAUAUUUCAGAGCUUCCGAUGUCGGUGCAAGGUGCGUGUGUUGUCGUCGCGCGCGCGCGCGUUCGUCGUCGAACGGCGUUUGUUUCUAACCAUUCUUCGCGUGUAGAGGCGCUCGUUUUCGCGACUCGAAGGUUCAAAGCUUAA